UGGCAGCAGCCAUAGAGGAGCAGCGGCCGCAUGUAAAGUUGAGAUGACGAAAGCAGAAAUGAUCUCUGGAAUCAGGAAACACAAGCAGGACUGAGCUGGAAACUCUCAUCUUUCUGUUUACAAAACAUGUGGCUGUCUGACUCGUUUUCCACAGAUAUAUCACUUUACGGUGUAAACUAUCCCGUGUCAGUGCUUUACUCUGCUGUGGAUUUUCUAAAUACUGCCCACAUUCACAUCCACCCCCUCUCCCCCACGGACAGUUGUGAUGCUAUCAGUCACCACAACAGCAGCCCACUGAGGUAGACGUCUGUCAGUGGUUGUGGCCUUUCUCAGCGUGGCAGCCCGGCCUGAGCAGACUUCCUGUGCCAGACGCUGCACCGCGGCCGUCAGUCAACUUUUCACCGUUCAACUCGGCGUCUCUCGGCUGUUUUCCCAAAUGCCUCGAUGGAAAGUGUUUGGCAGUCAGUACCUGCGAUGGUCCAGCGUCGUCACUCAAGCCCUCGUCCUCUCCGUCAUCACGUUUUGCGUCGUGCUUCCUCUGUGCUGCCACCGGCUGCUCUACUCGUACUUCUUCAUCAAGUCCAUGUACCUGGACGCCAUGAGCGACAAGGUCCUGCAGGACAGCUACAACCAAGGCCAGGAGGCUCUGCGGUUCUGGCGGAGCAGCUCCACGGCGACGUCCGCCCGCUUCACAGACAUCGCCAAGCAUCCUGAGCUGCUGGUCACCGUGGUGACGGCCAGGCGACCGGAGGGGCGGGACUUCCACUACCUGCUCCAGGUGAUGCAGCGGAUGACCAGCCUACUGGGUGGCUGCGGGGAGCGCCGGUGCGCCGAGGUGUUGGUGUGUGAUGUGGAAAGUGGACCGGUGGCGAACGAGGACGCCUCCUUGCUGGACGGCCACUUCCAGGUGAUCCGGCGUUCCCCCGCAGAGCUGCGCAGGAGCCGGGAGAGAGUCAACACCUUUGAGAAGGAGAAGCGGGAUUACGUCUAUUGCCUCCGCAGAGGAUGGGAGCUGGCAAGGCCCAGAAACGUCGUCGUGCUGGAGGAUGACGCUUUGCCGAGACAGGACUUCUUCGCCGUCAUCAAAGACCUGCUCUCGCGCCGGUUCGCCCUCCAGACUCUUUACGUCAAGCUGUACCACCCUGAGAGGCUGCAGCGCUACUGGAACCCCGAGCCGUACCGCAUCCUGGAGUGGCUCGGGUUCGGGCUGGUCGGUGCAACAGCCCUCCUCCUAACCCUCCCCUACUGGAACCCCUUCUCGUUCUCCUUCACGCUCUCUGCCAGCCACCUUCUCUUCCUCACCCUGUACAUCAUGGCUGCUGUGGAGCUGGUGGGCCGGCAUUACCUCCUGGAGGUGCGGAGACUCUCCCCCCAGCUCUACGCCGUAUCCCCGGCCACUGAGUGCUGCACCCCCGCCAUGCUCUACCCGGGCAACAGCUCGCUCAGGGUGGCGGAGUAUCUGGACGGGUCAUUCUGCGUCAAGGGGAAUGCCAAAGACAUGGUCCUGUAUCAGAUGGCGAGGGUGAUCCCUGGAGAGAGAUCUCACAGCUUGGAGCCCAACCUCAUCACCCACAUCGGGGCCUUCUCCUCGGUCCGGGCCAACCCGUCCAAGCCCAGACUCCUCUGAGGAGCCUGGAGGAGCCAACAGGCGGCGGAGGACGGCGACCCCGUGCAGCAGGGUUGGAGUUCAUCAGUUUCCUCUUUGCCGUGUCACUUUCAUAUCAAACCGGAACCAUCGUUUUCAACACAUCUUUGUGUUUCUGGUUUGAGACGUAUCGGAUUUCUGUUUUCACCGCACCGUCACUGGAUCUGCAAUUUUGAUGAUUUCCACGCUUUCACUGCAGCUGAAAGAGGAAAGAGUGCACACUCCUCUACAAGUCGGGCGACUCUCCAGCCUCAUGGCCUUAUCAAGCCCUUUCAGAACCCUUUAGAAAUGCUUUGUUACCGAUUUCCCUUUAUCAUUUAUACGGAUCAAAGAGGAUCAGUGGAUUUGGUCACGAAAAAAUGACUCAUCAGUGCUGGAGGACAGGAAAUACCUCACUGUGCCGAGGUACAAAGCCUAACCUCUAUCUAUUCCAGUCAUGACUUUACACUCACACUGUAUUUACAGACAAUAUUGGAACAUUAACCUACAUGCACACUACAAUACAAUAGACAAUAGAGUACCACUUCUAUUUCUGCUGUACAAUAGUACCUCAACUUCCAUGUGAUCUACAGUAGAUCAGAGCAGUGACACUAUCAAGCCUCCAUACUGACAAAUGGAGCGUUUCGUAUCGAUACUGACAGGCGAGCAUCUCACCGACAAACCUGCCUCACUGAUUGUGCCUUUAAACUUUUUUGUUUUCGGUGAACGCCGGCAGGUUACACUCAAAGUGAUGUGUUGCGAUAUCUGAGUGCACAUUCGUUUAAGUUGUCUGUGCAGUUGAUUGUGUAUUGUCUUAUUUCCCCGCUGAAAAUUAAGAUUCUGAUCAAAUUAGUCCUGAUGAAGUGAAUCCUACGGAAAAGCACAGGCCAAAGCAAAGGCACCCUUGGAGUGAAUGGGGAACCCUGCCUUCAGCCUCUGUUAAAUGAUAACUUUGGUUAAAUGUUUAGAUGUAAAAAAUGAAGGCAGGUGGAGUUUUGGAUUUGAGAACUGACCUGCGAUCAGAUGUGACCCAGGAGAGCGGCGCUGGCAGCUGAAACCGCUGCACAAAAUGAGAUAUCGAUGCAAAGUGGGAAGAGUGCAAAACCAAGAGCGAGGUGCCGGCUUAACGGCAGUCAAACAGUGAUAAUAAUAAUAGUAAUAAUAAUAAUAAUACUAUUAAUGAAAAGCCACACACUCUUCCCUCUUUUCCUUGCUUCUAAUUAUAACCCAUUUUUUAAAAAAAAAGCCACCAACGUUUUGGGACAAAGCCCUCCGCAGCUCCGAGGCCGGCUUUGUUCUGAAACGUUGGUGUCUUUAUUUUUAAUGGCUCAUAAUUAAAAGCACUGCAGGGGAGAGAGAGGAGCGUGCAGUUUUUCUAUUAAUUGCCUUUUUAAAAAAUGAGAUCAACCUUUUGAAAAGUCAAAUCUAGUCAAACAAAAAGGACUGAUGUUGAAAAAUUCGACCAAAUGAUUUUUUUUUUUUUUUUUUUUUUUUCUUUUUUACAAGCUAGUGGGGAACUGAAAUCUUUGGUUUGCUCCAUGAAUUUACUUUUUAGGUAUUGAAUCAUUUGGGGAUAAAGAUUAUUUUUUAAUUAUAUCGCUAAUAUAUUUCUGAAGAAUAUUCUAGGUCCUGUUAAUAAUAAUGGGAAAAAAAAUCAGAAAUAUUGGAACCAGACAAACUUCAAGACGUCAGACCAAAGAAUAUUAAACAGAAAUGUAUUCUGAUAACAGCAUCAAAAUGUGUCGGCGGUGCGCGUUUUGCUUCAUUUGAUGUUCCACAUCCAUUUCAACACAGGAGGAAGAGACGCAGACUAACAGAUUCAACACAGUGCAGUGCUGUUGUGUUUUCAGAUUACAUGAAUAUGCCAGUUAAUAGGAAACUCACUGUCAGGUGUCGUAUGUUGUUAUGAUUCAAAACCUCCAAAAGUGAGGAGUCAUAAAAUAUGAAAUGUAGGGGUCGUUCUGUAUAAAAUCAACCAAUUCAGACUCACAAUCAGCUGAUUUUUGUCCUACAGUAUCUUGUGCAUAUUCAGUGAAGCCGUGCAAAAUCAGACAUUCAUACUGUGAAUAUUUUCUGAGUUUCAGCUCCUCAAAGUUCAUACAUGCAGCUCCAAAUUUCACAUUUUUGUAUUCACGCUGGUUGUUUUUGUUUUUUUUCUUUUUUUCUAGCAUUUCUGAGCCUCAUAACUAAAUUCUCUUAACUAAAUUCCUUACAGAGAGUCACAUGAAAGUUUCAGGGCUGAAAAACAAACGAGCUCUGUUCAAAACUGCAGCCGAGUCAGUUUUACAUCCAUCCUCAGCGUCACAGUCCUGAACCAAAAUCUGUUUUUUCUGCAACACGAUUUUUUUCUUCUGUCACCGACUUUGAGCAUCAACAUGUUGAUAAAAAUGGAAGUUUGAGCAGCAGAACUGGAGCAGUUUCAUGUCUGAGACUCAGGAACAGAAACCAGCCAACCACAGAGUCUGCAUGGCUUCACUGGAGAUGCUGGAUUUCUGUUGACGACCCGUAAAUUGAUGGAUAAAUGAAUAGUUUGGCAUCUUCCCUGAGGUUUAUUAAUGCAUGAAGAUAUUGAUCUGAUUGAUUGGAUUAUUGCUUUGGUGGAGUGCUUCGUUCACAUGUAAGACCUGCACACAGAGAGUGAAAGAACUUUGAUUUUAAUUUAGAGAGAUGUUUCCAGAAGCUUGCCGUGUUUUUUUUUCUUUCUCUUAAUCUACACAGAUUAUUUUAGUAUUUACAGAUUAAAUCAGUCAGUUCCUGCUGCCUUCACACUUUAAUUGUUUAUCAGACACAACGUCUAAUCACAUCCACUGACGUUUCCACUUGUGUGGCGUUUGAAGAGUGUUUUUUUUUUAUUAUUUCACUUGCAUGUGAUCUCACUGCAUCAGCCUUCCAUCUGAAUUUAUAUUUUAUUUUGGGUGAAGUUUGAAUGUGUUUUUUUUUCUAUACAAUCUUUUUUUACGCUUAAGUGUGCUUUUCUAUCAGAGUGUGUGAUUAAUGCUGUGCAAAAGAUAACACCUGAAAUUAUAUCUGAUGAUUCUGAGAAAACUGAAUUUAUUUCUUUUUGAAUCUGUUGGUUAAACAGUGGGGAAAAAAAAAAAAAAAAAAACUCACAGUCAUGAGACCUUAAAGUUGUGGCCAAAGUCUUUG
Molecule: messenger RNA, 4771 nt
Organism: Myripristis murdjan (pinecone soldierfish)
Lineage: Eukaryota; Metazoa; Chordata; Actinopteri; Holocentriformes; Holocentridae
Gene: pgap4
Product: post-GPI attachment to proteins GalNAc transferase 4
Exons: 2
Coding region: 437-1627 (396 amino acids)
Biological process (GO): GPI anchor biosynthetic process
Cellular component (GO): Golgi membrane
Molecular function (GO): glycosyltransferase activity
Source: RefSeq, a predicted model, not a curated record